Molecule: messenger RNA, 5912 nt
Organism: Lampris incognitus (smalleye Pacific opah)
Lineage: Eukaryota; Metazoa; Chordata; Actinopteri; Lampriformes; Lampridae
Product: thyroid adenoma-associated protein homolog
Exons: 32
Coding region: 33-5912 (1959 amino acids)
Biological process (GO): tRNA methylation
Cellular component (GO): cytosol
Source: RefSeq, a predicted model, not a curated record
UCAUCUUAACAAUGUUAUCGUUUGAAGACCUCAUGACAAGUCUGCAGGACUGCAUAAUCAGCGAGGAAGAAACACCGGAAGAUGUCAGCAUAUCCCUCAAUCUGUUUAUCAAUAAACUGGAUGAUUCAUCCCGGAGUUGUGUGAAAAGAUGCAAAGAACGCUGUUUAGAGGAAGCUGCCCAGCUGUUGAGAAAGAUCCCAGAGACGCAGCUCCGUUCUCUAAAAGAAAAGCACCUCCUGCUUCUUGUCAGGCUCCUUAUCUCCAUGCAGUGGCAGAUGGUUAACAUCUCUAUGGCUUGUCGCAAACUUGACCAGAUGUUGCAGUAUCUGUCAAAGGUGGAGUACCAGCUGGUUUUUAGAGAAAUCAAUCACUGUUUGCUCACUAUUGUCCAAACAGACAAGAUACUUUCAACUGAGGAUUUGCAGAGAGCCUGUAUGUUCUUGGAGGACAGUGCUUUUGGUCGAGAGGCUUGGAGAGAGAACUGUCAAGAAAUGCUGAUUAAAGUGGCUGAGUUGUUUCCUGUUUUACUACAGCAAGAGGGCUUAACAAAUGGGCCAUUGUGUUAUGUUGCUGUUAAGGUGUGUUUGCAGAUGUUUCAGCUGUUGCCCAGUAUGGUGGCUCCUCUGGCAUGGGUAAAGGGACAUAGAAGCCCAGCAUUGCAGAAUAUUCUACAGGCUCUCGUGGAUAUAAUUCUUGGAAAGUGCUCUAACAGGGACACGCGCCUGUUGGCUGGUACCGCUGUGGCCAUGUUGAUCAACACAGCCCCAGAGGACUUGGCUGGGGGAGCUGCUGCCUGGAGUCUUCUGAAGGUUUCAAAAGCAGAACCCUGGUUGUUGAUGCUUGGUGAGCUUGAGGUGAGGUGCAAUCCCACAAUGCAGGACGGAGUGCACAGACUGGCUGUGAUCAGGGGUCUUCUAACCUGCUGCCGAUCCCAGAUCCUGCUCAGUUCCCAUACAGGCAACCCAGAGGUUUGUAUACUGCUGGGAGGUGUGUUUCCUUUGGUCUGUGCUCUGUGUGAAGAGAAGCUGGACUGUCUCUACUAUGCCUUUGAAGUGUUGACACUAUGGCUGAAGAAAGUUAAAGCAAGUCUGACCGAUAUCUGGAAGAUGAGGGAUGUCCGCCUACUGCCCGAUGACUGCAACCUCCAACAAGAGCUCAUUCAGGUUAUCUGGAACAACACUGAAAGUCCAAUAGAGGGUGUUUCCCAAUUUGUGCGCAGUUCCUUUAGUCUGCUGCUCGAGCUGUAUGAGGCGGACUGUAAGCAAUUUGGUGAUACAAAGAAGACACUCUAUCUUACUCUUCUUCAACGUGUAACCAAACUCCCAUGGGAGGCAAAAGCCAAAUAUCCCCUACUUUGUGCUCUACUCCCAUAUUUGGGUACUGAUAAGGUGUUGAAGCAAUAUAUUGAAUUACCCAAUCACCUGCUGAAGUGCCUGUCCACUAAUCACCUGUCACCAUGUGCAUCAGAGCUGUACAAAUGUAUGAUCCAGCAGCAGAAGCGAGAGCUAAAUAUUAUGAAGGACGCUCUAUGUACUGAGCUGGAUGUGGCGCAACAGUGGGCAAGGCGUUGGUGUGCCAUUCUUCUUGAGGCUUUGACCUCUGAGGUGACUCUCCUUCAGAACAACAGCUCCACCUACUUAUUACCCUGUACGUUACACGUCUUCCCCUCUGCUACGGAGCCAUUGUUGGCGUCUCUGGACCCAGCCACUCCAGGGCAUCUCCACGCCUGGGCUUGCAUUGUGAGUUCUCAUCGGGCCAUUACUGGGAGCUCUAGCUGGGCUUUUCAGGAGGGCUCGGCCUCGGAGACCCUGCACAUGGCUUUAGGAUCAGUUGAUGACAAAGUUCGUCUUGCUGUUCUCAACCUCCUGUGCUGCAGCUCAAAGACCAAGGACCCCCCAACAUCAGAAGAGCUGUCAAUUUUGAGGGCAUUCAUUCCCCAGAACCUUAACAGUGAAUCCUCACCUUUCCGCCAACAUUUCCAGGCUGCGGUGAAAAGGUUCCUAGUUCGUAUCAGAGACAGCUGCUUGGCACAUGUAAGGGAACAAAAAGGCAAAAAGAAUAGCAAAAACUGCUAUGCCACAGAGACGGAUGUGAUACUCGACCAGGGAAUAGGGUUUGUGGAAUGGUUGGGUCAGGUGACAUACUCCUAUCUGGCUCCAGGACACAGCUAUCAGAGGAAGAAGACUGUAUUACUGCUGCUAUCUGCAGUACUGGAGACCUGCACAGACACCUGGAGUCCCGACAAGAAAAAAGGGCAGCCUCCAGUGAACAUGGCUUCUCUUAUUGACUGUGCCAAACAAAGAGGACUGUGGGAUUUCUUCUGCAGGGCAAAGCAGCUGAUCCUCAUUGGUUGUUUAGAGGAUUCUACCAAUGAGAUUCGAGAACUCUCAGCAGGAUUAUUAUUGAGGUUUUUCCCACCCAGUUUUCCAGAUGACAUCUCUUCCAUGCUUCUCAGACGUACCAGACAGCUUUUCUGCAGUCCUCGGGUUCAGGAGGCUCAGAUGGGAGCUCUGAUGAUGAAGGUCCUCCUUCAAAAAUCCCAAGGCCAGAACUUCUGGCUGAACAGUGAUGUCACUGUCAGCAGUUCAGAUGAGCCCAAGGCCUCCUUUGUGGUCAGGUACCUAGUGAAGGAGCUGGAACAGCAUUACCUGACAGCCAGUGCUGACAUGAUGCUAGCUGCAAGGACAAAACCUAUGCAUGGUAUUUUGAGUGCCCUUGGGAGGUGUCUGCUCGAGUUAGCCGGCCCUUUGCGUGACAUUGUUGACCGCAGUCUGCUGAUUGAGCUUUUGGGUCUGCUGGAGAAAACUUCUCAGCUUCUGCUUGGUGUGCUGUACGGCGCCAGAGACACUUGCACUGACGAGAAAGAUACGCCCCCAUCUUUCUGUGACAUGGGGAAUGCCAUCAGCUCUCUGAUAGUCCAGGCAGCUGGCAAGUGCCACGUGGAUGGAGAUGAGAGUGUGCUACUGUCUGAGGAGCACAGUCUGGUCCUCACCUGCUGCUGGGUCUCCCUCAAGGAAAUAGGAAUCUUUUUAGGCUCUCUUGUGGAGAGAAUUAUUGCUGAAUCCAAACCCACCAAGCACCUCCUAAAAAUAGAUGAUUUGAAAAGAGCAUCCAAAAUUUUCAAGGAUAUUCUUCUCAGAUGCCGUCACUGGGGGGCAGUAGAAGGCUGCUGUGUUGGCUUCACAAAGUUCUGUGCCUCUCUUUUAAGCAGUAGUGAUCCAGACCUUCAGGAGAUCCCCGCCCACAUGUUAAAACUAGGGCUGCAGGUUCUUCAGUCUGCUCGCUGUUCUUCUGUGACCCGCCGGGCGGCUGGGCUGCCCAUGCUUAUCCUGUGUGUUGUGUCUGCAGAGGAGGCCAGUAAAGCCAGGCCCCUCCUAGCAAACAGCAUGCACACCUUACUGGCGAUCGCCAGGACUCCUAUACCUCUGAACUGGGACCAGACACUGGACCUGCCGCAGGUUUGCGCUGUUCACACUCUGCAGACCCUGGUGCGUGGCUCAGGGCUGGGAGUAGCUAUCCUGCAGUAUGCCCCUGAGGUAGCCAUUUUGUCCCUUACUCUCCUCAGUUCUCCCUGCUGGGCCAUGAGGAAUGCUGCCCUGCAACUCUACAGUUCUCUGUGCUCACGAAUGCUCGGCCAGCGUCCUGGUAGUGAGGAGGACAGCUUCGCCCAGCACGCCAUGUCUCCUCCUGCCUUCUUUAUCCACUACCCCAUGCUGCAGCCCUUCCUCCUGGGGGAGCUGAGAGAGGCAGCGCAAGACUUCCAGGACCGAUGUGGGGAGGCCAGACUACACCUCCACCCCUCACUCUAUCCUGUCCUCACUCUGUUGGCCAAACUCCAGCCUGGUGUCCCAGACCCAACAAUAGCUCUGUCAGACUUCCUUGUCCCUUUAAUCCAGUUGGCUGCCAGUCCCAUCUACAGUGUGAGAGUCAUGGCAUCCAAGGCGUUGGUUGCCAUGACUCCUUCUUGUCAGUACAGGAGCAUCCUCAUCCGACUGACAGAUGAGCUGCCAGAGGCCCAGACGCCCUGUUGUCACAACCGACUACAUGGACAGCUACUGCAAAUUAAAGACAUUCUGGACAGAGCUCUACGGGCAGACAGUACCCACUCAGUUGACCUCUGUAAGGUGGUGAGCAGAGUGGAAGCCUUGCUGUGGCUGGUGACAGAUCAUCAACGCUGCCCCCUGGUGAGAGGGGCAUACUUGGCAGUGGCAGGCUCCCUCAGAGGAUUUUGCUCUGAAGCCUUCCUUCACAAAAUGAAUGGCACACUCUUGUGUGAGCUCCACAGACCGCAGCACAGGCUUCAGGUACUGUGCAUGCUUUCUGACACACACACACACACACACACACCUCAGAUUUUGAAACAUUUAAUCGGGUCAUCGUCCUUCCACCAAAAAGCCAUACAGUUUCUUUGUGCGGACCCAAGGUGGGCGUGCCAAACGUGGGACAGCUUUUCUGCAGCAAGCCCUGAUCUGAGGCUCUCAUUGGUCACUUGGGUGGUAGAUUGGCAGGACUUAAGGAGGACCAGCUUGCAACUGGCAAUCCAGAGGGUUUUGCAGUCCAACCUGCGGGAGGCACUGUUGAACCAGUGUGUGGCGUACCGCAGCACCUACCUAGCAGCCCUUGUGGCAGUGAUGAUUGGAGGAGACUCUACUUCAUCUCAACAGCUUCCUCAGCCUGCUCCGCUGGAGCUGCCCUUCCUGCUGGAGUGUCUGGAGCUCCUGCUAGGAGACUUGGAGAGCCAGAAAGGCGGACCAGAGUUCCUGUCCCAUGCCCUGUGUGCUGCUAGCCUGCUGCUUUCCCAGAGCCUUGAGAUUUCCAUGUUCCAAUGCUGGUCCAGUUUACUGGAGCGCCACCGGUCCCCAGAGGUCCCUGAGGCCCUCAGGAUGGCCUGUGCCGAGGCUCUGUGUCUUGCUGGAGUUUCCAUAAUGAGCCAAGUCCCUGAAGAGCACAGCUCUUUCCCAGUGUUCAUUACAGCAAUAGUUUCUUAUGCUUUUAUAAAACUGCUUAAACAAAAAUGUCCAUCUUUCCUGUGUAGGCUGAUCAACACAGGCCUUUACCUUCUACAGGAUGGGAGCCAGCCUGUAAGGGUGAAAGCAGCCCAUUUCACCUCUAUGCUUCACUGUGCCAAAAGAGGUGGAGAGCAGAGGAGUGUCUACCUCAUGCAGGUCAACCAGGCACUGCUCUUCCUACUGGACCUGCUGCUGGAGGAAUACUGGGAUAACCUUGAGACUAUGGAGGUGCUGUUGUGUCACCUGCCCAAGACGGACCUCAGAUCUGUGCUGAGAGAUACCAUGCAAACAGGGUGUGGCAGUCUGUACGAGCAGGACGAGGCCAAUGUGUUUGCAGAGCCUGCUGUGAUGUCUGCUUAUCUGUUGCCGUACCUACUGCAGAUUGUUGACAAAUACUGUGAAUCCUCUGCAUUGGCAGAGUGCCUGAAUGUGUGGGCCAAAGAGAAUGCUGCACAAGUACUGGACGGCCUCUCCGCAUGCAAAGACCUCCAGCCAGGUGAAACCCUCAACCCAACCUGGCUGUCUCUUCUCAUGAAUUCCCGAUUUCAUGGCACUCUGUGUGGUCUAUUUACAACAGCCACCCUUCUCCUCCAGCUUUUAAAAAUAUCAGAUGAUUUACGAGCCCUUUACGACCCCUCAAGCCUACAACAGAAUUUACUGGACGUUUUUAGUCUGCUUGGUCAGAAUGGUGUCCAGUUUCCCUCUACCUUUACAGCUGCUGUGGGUGGAGACCUGCCAGUACGGGGGAAUGGCAGAACCAUAUUUCUAGACUCGGUGAACAAAGCAGAAGUUUGCACGAUGGAGCCCAGCAUACAUGGCUGGAAAGUGACCAUCUGGCUUUAUAAAAGCCUUUGCUGUCAUUCCCUGAGACUGCAGGGUGACAGCCGCUGGGCUUUUGCUUAA